GGUAGCGCGGGUAGAGCGGCACUAGCGGCAGUGGCUCUGCUGGCAGCAGCAACACGUAGUAGUAGACGGUAGCACCGCGACGAGGACGCACGCGUUUCUCUCUGUUCUAUAGAUAUCGCAUUCACGUUGCUGCGCUUCGGUGGCUAACGGCCGUAGACUCGCUCCGAGAGCAACCAGCAGUCGCCUCGCUUCGCUCGGUCCGGUGGCGCAGCCGCGUUACGCGUGCACAUUUUUUCCUAUCUCCGACCGCUACCAGAGCAUAGUCACCAACUACGGGACACGCUACUGUCACCGUUACCAACCACCCGCACCCCGUCAGCCGUCAACCGUCAACCGUCGACCGUCGACCGUCAGCCGUCAGCCUUGUCGACGCGCACCCGAAAUCUCGCCAGGACCGCUUAAAGCAGCAGUAAGCAACAGCCGCAGCAGCAGCUCGAUCUACCCCCGAGGAGGACCAACGAUCGUGGAACUCUCGUCUGUUACUCUCGAGACGGCGCCAGAAUGAAGCUGUGGUGGAGCCUGACGCUGUUGGCUGUCACCCUUUUGACGGUCAUCGUCACCGCCAAGGCGGAACCCGAUCUCUGGGAGGAGGACGACAAGGAGGUCCUCGUGCGAACCGUUCGCGGCACCAAAGAACGAGCAUCCGGCAACAACGCGUCGUGCAGAUACGUGAAGGGUCAAUGGUCGGAAUGCGACUCGAAAACCAACACACGGUCCCGCGAGCUGAACCUGAAGAAGGGCGACAAUUCCUGCGAGAAGAUCAAGACCAUCUCGAAGAAAUGCAAAAAAGCUGGGAGCGCAGCUUGCCGGUACGAGAAGGGCACGUGGAGCGGAUGCGUGAAUCAGCUGAUGACGAGAGUGGACAAUUUGAAGGCGAACAGCGAUGCUACCUGCGAGAAGGUGCGCCGGCUCACCAAGAGAUGUAAACAGGAGACAAACACCAAGAAGAGCGCUAAAAGUGAACGAUCGAACAAAAAGUCGGGAAAACAGUAAGCUUGGAGAGAGUCGUCGAUCGAUUGCACGAGGUGGUGUCCGGACGUUCUGUUUCGGCGACAGACAACGAAAACACGAUCUUGUCUUUUCGACGCGAAGCAACUCUACUUUUUCGACUAAAACAAAACCACGAAGAAAACAACAAGAAAAAAAAGAAAAAGGAAGAAUGAAACUACUGUCUAGCGCGAGCGGUGAAAGAGACGAACGGGCAACAGCGGACGACGGUUCGCUCGAUUCCGGAACGACGAAAACCUGUCGCGGUCGCGCGAUUCGAAGACGAGAUGAUUUUCCAAAAAAAGGCUGCCAGGACAACAAGGAAAAAGCGUGCGAUAUUUCCGGCAGAAAUAUUCCGGGAUUUCGGAGCGUCGUUCGUCGGUACACGGCCGAUCGUCGGUAAACUCGGGUAUCGAGUACCGAUUAUCGACCCGGCGCGUCGUUGGCAACAAAUUCUGGACCGACGACGCGCCGCGCCGAAUAACUGUAACCGAUAAUGCGCCUCUUAACCGUUGAAAUUGCUGCGUACCAAUUUCCGUAUGAACAUAGCGAAACCGUAUCCUCGACGCAGCGGCAUAGUCGUUAAUUAUCGAUUAUACUCCGCCCCCCCCUCUCCACCCUCUCGUAGUUACCGUGCAUUAUACCUAAAUAUCUGCUCGUUCGAAGGAUCAAUUCGAUCGAGUAACAAGUGUCUUUGGGCCCAAACGAGGGCCGGGCUACGGGCACGGCGUCGAGCACGAUUCUCUUAAAUACGAUAAAUAUAAAUACGGUCUAGGGAACACCGCUGUGUUCGAUCGUGUACCAUCGAUGUUUAACUAGGACCGAAUAGGACUUCAAAAAGAAAGAAAAAUAACAAAUAAAAAAAGAACGAGAAAUCGACGCGGAGACAGCGACUCCGUUCGAAUGCUAACCUCGAACCGUGUCCUGGUCCUUGGCUGCGCGCCGCGCCUCGAGCCUCGAGCCUCGAGUGUAUAUAUGCGAGCUAUACGAUACGAUACGAUACGACGAACAUUGACCCCGGUUGGUUGCAUUUGAAACGGUGAUUUGUUCAUUCUCUUUGCCCACUAUGCUACUGCCUCGACGAUGCGCACGAAAAAGAACCCCUAGUUUCAGGAAUGAACGCGAAACGACUGCCGUUGAGAUUCUGUACGAAAGAUAUUCUCGCUAGCAUCAAAUGUACAGCCGCGGAGAGGGGAUGAUUCGCGCAGCCGUUGCUUCGAGCCGUGGACGUUGUUCUCGGCUUCGAACGCUGCGGUCGAAAUGUGACCGUGGAACAGUUUUUCGUGCAGCGUCGCACCGGGAUUGAUCCGAUCAACGAUCGAGAGCGACGGCAUACGCGAACGUUCGUUCUCUCCCGACUGCAGAGACAUCGUCGAUAGCCCAUUCGUAUCUCCAGCGUUGUACGAUUUAUCGAUCGUAGGGUAGCGAUCCCCGAUUAGAAUACAAUACAUAGUGUUUUAUCUUUCUCUCGAGACGUCGACGGACGAAAAAGAAAAA
Megalopta genalis is the source of this 2484-nucleotide messenger RNA. NCBI's taxonomy places the organism in Eukaryota, Metazoa, Arthropoda, Insecta, Hymenoptera, Halictidae. The record is from RefSeq and is a predicted model, not a curated record.